AUGCGUUCCUUCAUCUUGAUCGCCGUCAUGGCGCUACUGGCUUUCGUCUCCGCGAUGCCAAUCACACCAUCAGCACCUCAGCUUCAGAAGCGCGCUGAGCAGUUCCGUCUCGAGGGUCUGCGCGAGUUCGACAUUGCCGAGCGCCUGUCAGCACCAAUCGUCGAAUCCGACGAGACCGAGCCCAUCAUGACCCGCUUCCACAACAAACUCUCGGCCCUGCUGGAGUCACUCGCGAAUGCCGACGAGGAGAUCGAUGUCGAGGGCGACGUAGCGCCGGGGUCAAUGGAGGCCCCUCAAAUGCUCCCCAAGGCCACCACACACGCAUCCAGUCUCUACCGGUCACUAUGCGCACUAUUCCACAGCAGCAACGACGAUCUCGGCUACGAGGGCAAGGAGUCGGAGAUGCGCAGGCCCGAGGGGAUGAAGCACUGGGGUGGAGGCCGUUAG
This is a messenger RNA of Boeremia exigua, 447 nucleotides long. RefSeq lists its product as uncharacterized. Bases 1 to 447 code for a protein of 148 amino acids. The transcript has 2 exons. The record is from RefSeq and is a predicted model, not a curated record. Lineage: Eukaryota; Fungi; Ascomycota; Dothideomycetes; Pleosporales; Didymellaceae.